GGCAUUGCUUACUUCUGCAGCAGGCUGGAGAGCAUCUCCAUCUGUCGAGUAGCCUGACCAGCAGACAAGAUCACGGAAUAAACAUUAACAUCCUGAUGCUGUGGUAGUAAGAUAUAUAGCUAGACCCCUGUGGAGGUUUAAAGUUACGUGUUUAGAGGAGCAAAAACUGUUAUCCAGUUAACGUUACGAAGUUAGCGAGCAAGCUGUCCAAAGAUUGAUUUGUCAGCGAUUCGUUAUCCCCUCGUCUCAAAAAGUGUAAUGAGGAGUCUGCAGCCAGCCAGCCUGUGUGCCGUGCAGCAGCAGAGACGAGAGGAGCAGAGAGAAAACAUACAGCAUCUAAAGGCAAGAUGGCUUCAACAGCCUGCUGAGGCAGUGUGCAGGGUUUAGAACCUUCUUCUGCUAUUCUGGAAUCUAACCGGGAUCUAAGAAGGGAAGCGCUUGGUUCUCAAGCAUUCUAGAUCAGAGGAGAUCAGCUCCAAUGAGUGUACCUGCAGCAGCACAGAAAGCAGACAGCAACAGUGAAAUGCAGUCGCCUGCAGUGUCUCCCUCCUUCCUCCCCAGCCAGCCAGGAAAGAUUCCAGGCAGGAAGAGGGGGAGACCCCCACUACAUCGCAAGAUGGAUUUUCCAACCCGCUACCCUGAAUCCCUCCCUCCCCUCAAAGUGCCCAAGAAGAGGGGGAGAAAACCUGGCUUCAAGCUGAAGCCCAGGAUGGUGCUGAAUCCCCUGGCCAUCUCUCCUCCCAGCAGCACCCCAGAACCAGACAUGAGCUCCAUCCCCCAGGAUGCUGCUACCAUCCCCCACUCUGCCACACCCCAGGUGCUCACAGUGUGUAUCUACAUCAACAAGCAUGUCAACAUGGGCCCUAACCUGGACAGGAAGAAGCUGCAGCAGCUCCCAGAUCAUUUUGGGCCUGACAGGCCCUCGGUGGUGCUGCAGCAGGCCGUCCAGGGAUGCAUCGACAGCGCCUUCCAGCAGAAAGCUGUGUUCACUCUCCUCACACAGGGCUACGGAGGGGAGAAAAUAUCAGCCACUUUCGAUGGGAAGCAGCACCUUCUGAGUCUUCCUGUGGUCAACAGCAUGGGCUACGUUCUACGCUUUCUCAAGAAGCUCUGUCGCAGCUUGCACUGUGAAAACCUCUUCAGCGACCAACCAAUCCCCCAGCAUAAUAAUGCCUCCUACCAAUCAGAGGCUGAAACCUCCAUGCCAGAGGAGUAUCUUCUGGACCCGUCAGACAAACGCUACUCAAUGGACCCAGGUGACUCCGCCUUCAGUGCCAUAAGCUCCUCCUACUCAUCCAAACCAUCCUAUGGGUUCCGCUCCUCGCAGCAGUUCCCCAACGGCUCCUCCCCCUUGGGCAUGUGUAGACAGACGUCCAGCCCUAACACCUUCCUGGAAGGCAACAGGAUAGCGUACAAUCCAUCUCAGGACUCCCAGGAGUCCAAGCCGCCCCCCAGUAAGGACCCUUCCACCUGGAGUGUAGAGGAUGUGGUGUGGUUCAUCAGAGACGCCGACCCGCAGUCCCUGGGCCCUCACGCGGACGUCUUCAGGAAGCAUGAGAUAGACGGCAAUGCGCUGUUACUUCUAAAGAGUGACAUGAUGAUGAAGUACCUAGGACUGAAGCUGGGGCCAGCCCUGAAGCUCUGCUAUCACAUCGACAAACUAAAACAAAACAAGUUCUGAAUCUGAACAUUUUUUCACGUCAUCAAUCUGUGGGACCCAACUUUGUGGAUGCGUUCCAAAUGGUACCCAUAACCCACUCGUUUUGACCGUAGCCCUAUUGGCCCUGGUUAAAACUAGUACAAUAUAUAGGGAAUAGGGUGCCAUUUGAGAUGCUAUAUUUUACUGAUUAUUUUUGCAUUUUCAUAUAUCAUGUAUCUAAAGAAAAGAAUGUGAUAUGUGAUCGUGACAGAAUACGUUUUUGGAUAUUCUAGUUUUUCUGUUGAAGCAAGGUUUUGGUUUAUACAGAUGACAAAAUAUGCAAAUUGUGGAAUGCAUAACUGAUACACUGGUUGACAAUACCUGGGAGAGGGAUACAGCUGUCCUAUAAAUGAGCUUAUUAAGGCACCCAGGCGCCCUGGUAAAACAUACCAAGUCACGUUUAUGAUCUGUUGAGAAGGGGGAAUUAUUUUAGAUAAACUGUUAUUUAUACUUGGUCUCAAAUCUGCGGUAUAACUUUGUUUUAAUGGAUAUAAAAAAGGGGGGUCUCCACAAAUGUGGGUUGAAGCUGUUGAUGAAGUUCUUAACACAUCAAUGCAUGUCAUUAAAAACAGGAAGCUACAGUGAUGUUAAACAUUACUAUACUUGGUUUUGUUAUUUACACGAAAUAAUGUAAACUAAAAUGGUUUUGCAUAUUGUUUUACAUAUUGUUUUACAUAUUGUUUUGAUAAAAUUGCCAAAAAGAUCAUGUUUGUGCUACAACACAUAACAACGAGACAUUUCUAUAGUUUAAUAAAAUAAUGAUCUCCAGACUCUUUAAACAUUUUUUUAAACUUUAUUUUACCUUUAUUUAACUAGGCAAGUCAGUUAAGAAUAAAUUCUUAUUUUCAAUGACUGCCUAGGAACAGUGGGUUAACUGCCUUGUUUAGGGGCAGAACGACAGAUUUUUACCUUGUUAGCUCGGGGAUUCGAUCUUGCCUCCUCACAACAUAUUUACUAUGGACAUUUUUUACUACAUAUCAUUAUCGAAACAGAGUUGGAGAGCAAUGGAUGAGAACACUCACUGCAUAACUUCAAUUGACCUACAGUAUUGGGUUAUUAGGCCAUAUAGCAUUGCUUGUGUACGCCAGUUUGGCAGUAUGUGUACUUUUUAGUAACCUGUGUACGUCAAUGCUGCUGUAUACAAUUACAUGUAAUUCAUACCAAGUCAAAUCAACCUGGGACUAGGUCUUUUAUUUUGAAAAUAAUAUUGGAAAGAUCUAUACUGUAAAUCAGAGAAUAACCACUGUAUGGAUUAAUUAAUUUGUACUGGUGCUAAAGAAGUUCUCAAUGUAUUGAAUAUCUCAUGUUUGCUUUUGUGUUGUGAGACUUAAAUGGAAAUCAAUCAAUGUGUGUAUUUAACCUGGCUGUGUAUCCUAUCUAAGUAAUAAAAUUAAGAAAAUAUUAAGGAAACAA
This is a messenger RNA of Salmo salar (Atlantic salmon), 3112 nucleotides long. RefSeq names its product sex comb on midleg-like protein 4. The record is from RefSeq and is a predicted model, not a curated record. Gene Ontology annotation, molecular function: chromatin binding; histone binding. Lineage: Eukaryota; Metazoa; Chordata; Actinopteri; Salmoniformes; Salmonidae. Gene Ontology annotation, biological process: negative regulation of DNA-templated transcription. Gene Ontology annotation, cellular component: nucleus.